UUUACAGUCUCGUCGUUGCUGCGGCGGCGGCUGCACCUGCAACUGCAAUACGGUCCCGGUCGUCCUCUCAGAGCGGUGGUUAUGAUACCAAAUCCGAGGGCUAGACUUGUAUCAAGUGCCGAUUUCGGUUGCAAGUUUCUGAUGGAGAAUCGAGCUCCGCAAAAGGAUUAUCUCCAUUACAAUCACACUGAUCGCUGCAGAAAUGCUAGAUGGACCGCCAGGGAAAGCUACCAACUCAUGUAUGGAAGGCCGUGGCAAGAAGUGCUUGAUUUUUAUUUUCAUGCUGUUAAUGGAAGAUUCUCUCCGUCCUCAUUGUUUGGAACUGAGGUGAAGACAGUUCAUGAUCAUAAUGAUGCUGAGAUUCCAUUGAUUUACAACACAUCAGAGUUAAAUAGAGCUUCAGUUAAAGAUAAGACUGGGAGGUGGGCAAGGGCAACAUUUAAGAUUGUUCUCUCCUACCAUGGAAAUUCUUUUGAUGGAUGGCAAAAGCAGCCAGGCUUGAAUACUGUUCAAGGUUUGGUAGAAAAAUCUCUUGGGAAAUUUGUAGAUGAGAAGAAAGCUCAGCUGCUGAAAGAUAGAUGCUUACCACUAGAAGGAUGUGCUGUGGUUGCUGGGCGCACUGACAAAGGGGUGACAGCUCUGCGACAAGUUUGCUCAUUCUAUACUUGGCGCACGGAUGUUAAACCUCUAGACAUUGAAGAUUCGAUCAAUAGUGCAGCUCCCAGAAAACUCAGAGUCUUGUCUGUUUCUCAGGUGUCUCGUAACUUCCACCCAAAUUUUUCUGCUAAAUGGAGGCGAUAUCUGUAUAUUUUCCCUCUCAAAGAUGGAGAGAAUAUGGAACCAGAUUUCGCAAUUGGAGAAGACGCAGAAAACUGUAGAGAAGAGGAAAAUUAUAAUAAAAUUGAAGCCUUGAAUGGUGAAUUCAAGGAUGAGAUUCUGGAUAACUUGGUCCUCAGUCAAAAUGAGGAGCUUGCAUCAGAUGAUAAGCCUCAAACAUUUAGUGUAAGGAGGGUUAACCGACUACUAAGGAAACUAGAAGGAAAGUUAUUGUCAUACAAGAUGUUUGCACGUGACACCAAAGCAUCAAGAAAUGAAGGUCCACCUACCGAGUGUUUUCUUUACCAUGCACGAGCAGUGGAAGCUAGACUACCAUGCUUGGAUCAAGGAGUAGGAAGAAGUGUUAUGUGUGUUGAGCUGGUCGCUAAUCGCUUCUUGCGAAAGAUGGUGCGGGUGCUUGUUGCGACAGCAAUCAGGGAGGUAGCUGCUGGUGCAGGAGAGGAUGCAUUAUUAAGGCUGAUGGAUGCCACAUGUCGACGUGCCACCGCACCUCCUGCGCCUCCUGAUGGCCUCAGUCUUGUCGAUGUAGGUUACUCAGAAUUUGAUCCACAAAACUGCUUCAUUUUAAACGACUGAUAUUUUUUCCCCUGGCUAUUUCUGACCCAUUUGAUUGUUGUUGUAAUCUAAGUACCUUCUAAAUUUCUACAAUUAUAGAUAUAGUUAUUGAAUAGUGUUAGGAGAAAUGUUCUGUUGAGAGUUUGAAAGUUAGUGUGCAUUUUAUCACUUUUUAGGUGUUUGUAUGAGGUUGGGGCUCAUUUUUCUACCAAUUUACAACUAUUUAAGAGCGUGUUUGAGAGUCAUUUUACUUUUGUCGUCAAAACGACUUUCAUUUGAAAUGAUGAUGUUUGGCAAGUAAUUUUGGAAGGAUUACUUGCGGGAUAUUGCUGA
Molecule: messenger RNA, 1725 nt
Organism: Momordica charantia (bitter melon)
Lineage: Eukaryota; Viridiplantae; Streptophyta; Magnoliopsida; Cucurbitales; Cucurbitaceae
Product: Pseudouridine synthase family protein
Biological process (GO): tRNA pseudouridine synthesis
Molecular function (GO): RNA binding; pseudouridine synthase activity
Source: RefSeq, a predicted model, not a curated record